GGUGCGCCGCGGGCGCGGCGGCGCGCGGCCCCGGGCCCGGACCGAGACCGGGAACGCCUCAAUGCAGCGUUCGCUUCGGUUUUGAAUUUGAUGAGAGAAGUCUCGAAGGAGUGCGAGAAGUGCUAUGAGUCUAUGGCAGCCAACAAGUGCAAGGAGAAUGAAAUCAAACACUUCUGCAAAUACCAUGGCAAGUCAGUAGAAAGAAAGAUGGAUCCCACAGAAGAAGAGGGGACUGAAGGUUCUGUAGAACCUAGUCAAGCUCAAACUUGCCAGCAAAGGCCUAGAAGACCUUCCAAAGAUUUCUACAUUGAAGUUUCUCCUGGCAUCUAUUCUGUCACAGCAAUCUCAGAAGACAUGGUGGAACAAACCCAUAUAGUAGAUGUCAAUGCAGGACAAAGUGUUGAUUUAACUUUUGUUCUGUGAUGUUUGUUGUUUCCUGGCAAUAGCAGGAAUAAAACAUGAGGCUUUUUUUAAUGAGUGUAAUGAGCUAUAAAUAUCUUUUUCUUGUUAGCACUUUAAUAGUACCUUCCUCUUUGGGACUCCAUUUUUAUGGCCUGUAUAUUUGUUUUCUAGCUAAUGCAAUUAUAUGCAGCUCACUUUGUACACUGAUUUUUAUAAAUAUUUGUACAUUGUGUGCCUUUUAAAUCCAAUUAUGUGACUGUGUAAUUCCAGAUUCUUCUGCUCUAAACAAUUAAAGAUACAAUCAGUGAAAUAAAAUAUAUGAUCAAGCCUU
Passer montanus (Eurasian tree sparrow) is the source of this 733-nucleotide messenger RNA. It is a transcript of the gene AKIP1, whose product is annotated as A-kinase interacting protein 1. Bases 91 to 423 code for a protein of 110 amino acids. Lineage: Eukaryota; Metazoa; Chordata; Aves; Passeriformes; Passeridae. Gene Ontology annotation, biological process: regulation of non-canonical NF-kappaB signal transduction. The record is from RefSeq and is a predicted model, not a curated record. The transcript is spliced from 5 exons. Gene Ontology annotation, cellular component: nucleoplasm.